Ilyonectria robusta is the source of this 1044-nucleotide messenger RNA. RefSeq lists its product as uncharacterized. The annotation marks the transcript as partial. The transcript has 2 exons. The record is from RefSeq and is a predicted model, not a curated record. Gene Ontology annotation, molecular function: protein binding. NCBI's taxonomy places the organism in Eukaryota, Fungi, Ascomycota, Sordariomycetes, Hypocreales, Nectriaceae.
GUGAAUAACACCCUUUCGAUACCCUUGAAUACAUCGUGGACCAACGCUACCGUCACAUUUACCGAGAUCGAAAAGGAUGAGCCUCUGCCCGCCAAUAACCUAAGACUCUGGGCCGGAGCCGAGUCCGACACACUGUAUCGAUGGGGAGGCGACGGUCCGUAUGGAAACACAGACCUGGGCGACGAUAUUGCUCUCUGGGCAAUCCAAUUGGAUGACGACGGCCAGGGCUCAUGGGCUAAAAAGUCUGCGGCAAAUGACGACUUCUUCUCGGAUAUAUACAGUGGCGCGAGUGGAGCAGGGACAGUUUGUGAUGACAUGGGCGUCUAUGUUGGUGGUUAUGGAAGCGGCGCAUCAGAUGCGAGAUUCAGCGAGACGGUGUUUCCUGAUCGAAUGCCACUCCCUGGAGUCCUGACAUACAACAUGACCGACCGGACCUGGGCCAACGAAUCGACUGUGCCGUUGAAUCCUCCAUACGGCACAUGGAUCUCGGGCGAGGCACUUUGUGUACCCGGGUUUACAACGAACUCUCUCGUCUUUGUUAUCGGUGGCCAAACCACACCGCGAGCAUCGGCUGCGAGGGUCGACGCAGAUUUCACCGACUUCGCCAAUAUUACGUUCUAUGACCCCGUCCAAAACCAGUGGUAUUGGCAAGAGGCUAGUGGAGAUGUCCCGAGGGGCCGCGAGUUGUUCUGUGCCGUGGGUGUGGAGGGAAACGGCACAUAUGACAUAUAUGUCUAUGGGGGGUUAGACCGCGCAACGGGUACUCUUAGCGAUGUCUCCGUCCUGUCAAUCCCUGGCUUCCAAUGGUUUAGUCUCGACGUCACCUCGCCUUCUCGGUUGCGCCAUGCUUGUGCGCUCGUGGGGAAGAGCCAGAUGCUUGUAUCAGGCGGCUUGACCGGAGAGUGGGACUGGACUGUACCCGACCCAUGGGCUCAAGCGCUGGGAAUUUUCGACCUCAAUACCUGGGAAUGGAGUGACAAGUAUGACGCGGAUGCAGACGCGUAUGGUUCACCAGAUACCAUCACGAACUGGUACAGUGGAGGG